AUGCUCGUUGCAAAGGCAGAGCCGACGAACUGGUCGGUGCCAUCGUUGUUGUUGCGAUACGUAGACGAGAACAGGUCUGACGCGGUGUUCGUGGUUAUUGGGGAAGCCUUAGAGCAAUUUCGCUCUUGUGAGGUGUGGCGAGUUGACGAGUUCACUGUUCUUGGUUCCAACGUGAGGAACAGUUCGGGCGUUCAAAAAUUUGGCGUUCAGUGUUUGUAUGAAGUAUCAUUGAAGUUCGUGGCUCCAGACUUAAAGCUAGCUGGGCGGACGUGGCCUUUCAAGUAUGCGUAUGCCUUCCAGGAUUGGCCUAGCAUGAACCAGCUAGACGCGGGCGCCUUCGUCGAUAUUCUUGGGAAAUUGGAAGCGAAGCCAGUGUUGGAUGCUAAUUCGUCAAUUCCCAAACCGUUUUCAGAUUGA
Prorocentrum cordatum is the source of this 417-nucleotide messenger RNA. Lineage: Eukaryota; Dinophyceae; Prorocentrales; Prorocentraceae. The record is from the annotation of a GenBank genome assembly.